Messenger RNA from Ipomoea triloba (trilobed morning glory), 2007 nucleotides. RefSeq names its product pentatricopeptide repeat-containing protein At1g31430. NCBI's taxonomy places the organism in Eukaryota, Viridiplantae, Streptophyta, Magnoliopsida, Solanales, Convolvulaceae. The record is from RefSeq and is a predicted model, not a curated record. Gene Ontology annotation, molecular function: RNA binding; protein binding. Bases 1 to 1884 code for a protein of 627 amino acids. Gene Ontology annotation, biological process: RNA modification. The transcript has a single exon.
AUGGAUCCGACAGUCAUGUCCACUCCAGGUAACUGUUUUACACUGCAGUUACUUUCCCGCCGUUUCGCCGCAAAACUUCGUCGUUUCUAUUCCGGCGGUGCUCCGCACGCGCCACCCAUCAGCAAGAAGACAUGCAUACAUCUCCUGAAGGCCUGCAAGUCCAUGGCGAAGCUGAAGCAAAUUCAAGCUUUACUCUUCACUCUUGGCAUCCACCAACAUGUAGACACCCUCCACAAGCUCAUGGCCUUCACAGCAGACCCUCUGCUCGGAAAUCUUAGCCACGCCCAGCUAAUCUUUGACCGCAUUGAAAACCCGACUUUGUUCAUCUACAAUGUGAUGAUCAAAGCGCAUACGAAAACGGGUCGGUUCAGAAAUGCCCUUUUCUUGUUUGAUGAGCUUAGAGGGCGGGGGCUGUGGCCUGAUCAUUUUACGUACCCGUUCGUGUUUAAGGCCGUUGGAGGGUUGCGGGUAGUUCUUGAAGGUGAAAAGAUUCAUGGGUUUGUGUUGAAAAGUGGGGUUGGGUCUGAUUGUUACGUAUGUAAUUCAGUCAUGGACAUGUAUGGUGAGUUGGGUUAUGCGGAGAGUAUGAAGAAAGUGUUUGAUGAAUUGCCAAACAGAGAUUCGGUGUCGUGGAAUGUUUUGAUUUCUGGAUAUGUUAGAUGCAGCAGAUUUCAGGAAGCUAUCAGAGUUUAUAGGAUGAUGGGGCAAGAGGGAAGUAUUAAACCUGAAGAGGCCACUGUUGUUAGUACCUUAUCAGCUUGUACUGCAUUGAAAAAAUUGGAACUUGGUAAAGAGAUACAUCAGUAUGUUAGCAAAGAGCUUGGAUAUACCAUCAGAAUUGAGAAUGCUUUGGUGGAUAUGUAUUGUAAGUGUGGGUGUUUGAGUGAGGCUGGGCAAAUAUUUAACGCUAUGUCCACAAGGAAUGUUAUGUCCUGGACUAGUAUGGUUUCAGGUUAUGUGAGUUGUGGUCAGCUGGAUGAAGCUAGAGACCUAUUUGAGAGGAGUCCUGUAAAGGAUCUAGUUUUAUGGACAGCUAUGAUUAAUGGGUAUGUGCAGUUUAACCUUUUUGAAUAUGCCAUGACCUUGUUCCAAGCAAUGCAAAUGCAAAGGAUCAAACCUGAUAAGUAUACACUGGUUUCUCUACUCAAGGGUUGUGCUCAAGUGGGAGCUUUGGACCAAGGGGAGUGGAUUCGCAAUUAUAUAAUUCAAAAUGGAAUAGUAAUUGAUGCAGUUGUGGGUACUGCCCUUAUGGAGAUGUAUUCAAAAUGUGGGUGCCUUGAGAAGUCUUUAGAAAUCUUCUAUGAGUUAAGAGAGAAAGAUGCUGCAUCAUGGACUUCAAUUAUUUGUGCUCUUGCCAUGAAUGGAGACACCGGCAAAGCCUUGGAACUGUUUUCACAAAUGCUACAAGCUGGAAUUAGACCUGAUGAUAUUACCUUUAUUGGUGUUUUAACAGCUUGCAGUCAUGGGGGAUUAGUAGAGGAAGGCCGUGGGUAUUUUGAUUCAAUGACAAGGAUUUAUGGCAUUGAACCAAGUUUGGAACAUUAUGGGUGUUUGAUAGACCUCCUUGGCCGUGCUGGGCUAUUAAAUGAAGCUGAGCACAUGAUAUCCACCAUUCCAAAUAAAGAUAACAAGAUUGUAGUUACCCUUUAUGGUGCCUUGCUUAGUGCUUGCAGGAUUCAUGGUGAUGUUGAUAUGGGAGAACGUAUUGUUAAAAUGCUCAUGGAAAUUGAAUCCAGUGAUUCCAGUACUCAUACACUUCUGGCUAACAUGUAUGCAUCUGCCAAUAGAUGGGAAGAUGUAUCAAAGGUCAGAAAGAAUAUGAAAGCUCUACAUGUUAAAAAAUUGCCAGGAUCCAGUUCAAUUGAGGUUGAAGACCAUUCAUGAGUUCACAAUUAGAGACACGUCUUACUUCCAAAUGAAGGAAACUGUUCUUAAAUUGCUAGAAUGUUUAUCAAUGAAUUUUACAACUUAUUGUCAUUGAUUGAGCAAAGGAAAGUGGGUUGCAAA